Botrytis fragariae is the source of this 1218-nucleotide messenger RNA. Its product is annotated as putative arb2 domain-containing protein. The transcript has 3 exons. NCBI's taxonomy places the organism in Eukaryota, Fungi, Ascomycota, Leotiomycetes, Helotiales, Sclerotiniaceae. The record is from RefSeq and is a predicted model, not a curated record. Gene Ontology annotation, cellular component: nucleus. Gene Ontology annotation, biological process: regulatory ncRNA-mediated heterochromatin formation. The coding region runs from base 1 to 1218 and encodes 405 amino acids. Gene Ontology annotation, molecular function: siRNA binding.
AUGUUUCGUCGACUACCCUCAGGUCUUCCAAAAGACCCUAAAUUUGAACCUACUCUUGACGGGCUUGGAUACUUCAUCAACGAGAAAGAUGAAAUUCGAUCUAUCGAGAAUCCAAAGGCUUACUUCAAGUUCUUCCUUACCAAAAAUGAUCGAUACAAUCAAUUACAACGUGAAGCUAUGAAUCAUGCCAUUCGUGAUAUUGUAAUGGAGCGUCUUCUCAGCCUUGGCCUCCAAAAGAUCCUUCUUCCUCUCAAUGUUGCGGAAACUUCUCCACAUAUCCAUAUUCUAACAUCUCCCAAUCUCUCCACUGCCACUCGAGUUAUCGUUCUAUUUUACGAACCUAAGGACGAUAUUGGAAUUUUGGCUCAUCGUGUCUUGGGAGGGGCAGGUGGAAUCGAUAUUGGCUCUGCCGUAAAUAUGGUCAAGUAUAUUCAAGAGAAGGGCGCGGCCCCAGGUGAAUCUGAGCCACCAGCCAUCAUUCUCGCUAAUAUGGGCCAAAUUUAUUGGUACCGUCGCGGCCGAAAACCCGUCACCUUAAUGACCUGGUCCGCAUUACCUCAAUCUAGUUGUGUCGAAAAGACCACCCGCCUUGAUGCUAUCAAAAAUACAGUUCCCGGAAAUCGUAAUACAGAUGAACAUAUCGAUUAUAUCUUCAAUCAUGUAAUUGAAGAACUUAUGCCAAUGGUGGCCAAAAUCGAUGUAAUCGGGGUUUCUGAAGGUGCCAUGGGGGUAACUCGUUUCUUGGACAAACUGGAAAAUUGGAAGAAGUGGGGAUCCCGCAUGCAAGCUUUCGCAGCUUUAGCUACAUGGUGGCAAUCUAUUGAUUACCGGAAUCCACUCCUUCUCGAGUGGAUGCAAGCCCGUGGUCGUGUCUACUUAAACUCUCCUGAGCCGGCAGGUACCUACCUCGCAGGUCCUGAUGGCACUCGGCGUGUCAUGGCAUUUGGAUCUCCGGUGUUUAGUUUGAGUGAACCUUAUUAUACCGAAUGUCUUUUGCCCAAAGGUUAUCGUACGGUUAUUGACUUCUUUCAAGAGGUUGCAGAUUGGGACAGUCAAGGUAGAGAGUAUGUAAAUCCAACCUUUGUGAGAAUGGAUGAUGGAGAAGAAGACUGCGAAGACCUGGGCUUUGGGGAUGAGGGAUUCGGUGACGAAGAAAGACAGGAUGGAGUUGAGCUGAAGAUUGAGGAUGGGGAAGUUGACAAGCGGGUUGAUUUAUAA